Patiria miniata (bat star) is the source of this 2136-nucleotide messenger RNA. RefSeq names its product acyl-coenzyme A thioesterase 13-like. The record is from RefSeq and is a predicted model, not a curated record. Gene Ontology annotation, molecular function: fatty acyl-CoA hydrolase activity. Bases 31 to 495 code for a protein of 154 amino acids. The transcript has 3 exons. Lineage: Eukaryota; Metazoa; Echinodermata; Asteroidea; Valvatida; Asterinidae.
AGCGCCCUCCAUAAUAUAAUGUGAUUCAAGAUGGCAGCCUCCAGUGCGUCAACGCAAGCCGCUAGGCAAGUGUGGAAGAUGAUUGUGUCUGGUAAACGGUUCGAAAACGUCCUCAGUAAAGUAAAUAUAACAUCAGCGAGUCCCGGGCAAUGCAGCUGUGAGUUGACGGUGGCAGAGGAGCAAGCGAACCGAAGAGGUUCGCUUCAUGGAGGAUUUGUUUCCACGUUAGUCGACACACUGACUACGGUAGCUGUCCUAUCCUCACCAGCUGGGGUGCCAGGAGUCAGUGUGGAACUAAGUGUGAGCUUCUUAAAAGCAGCAAGAAUCGGAGACCAGCUGACUAUGGACGCGGAGGUCAUCAAAGCCGGUAAGAGUCUAGCAUUCUCAAAGGCAAACCUCUUCAAUGCUAACGGCGACAUCAUUGCUCAGGGGAAUCACGUCAAACAUGUCGGCAGGAAGAACACUGUCGAAGACUUCAUUGAUCUGGACGAAUAAUUUCAUCUGGAAAGGGUUAGGUGCGUAAAUUGCUUCUUAAUAAUUAUGGAGUGAUGGUGGAAGAGCGUGAUUGGGCGUGAACUUGUUGACUGGAGACCUGAGCCUUUCAAAAGAACCAACACACCCUCAAAGCUUCUGAAAUUGCCUGCGAUUGCUAAGGACUUCCUGCAUGAACAAGUGUGGUAACCAUUUCGAGAGCACCAGUGGGGGGACACAACGGAUGCGCAUUCUGGUUCGCGAGUGUACAACCUGCAGUACCAGACUAAUUUUAUUCUGAAUGUGCUUAGACCUGUAUUGUCUUCGCACAAGCGUCAGGCGCUUCAGUGAUUCAUUCAAAAGACCCUCCUAGUGAUCUCCUGAACUCUCCCUUUGUUGUCGUUGAGGGGGCACUUGUGCACGGAGUCCGUGCAGUUGAUGAUCCUACCUUUUCUGCACUCUGAUUGGCUAGUUCACACAUACAUGAGCAGGUGUACUUGUUCUACAUAACCCCCGAGGACAGACACACAAAGGGAGAACAACAGAUCCUUUCAAUCCUCGGGUGUUGGGUCUGUUGUUCAAAACGGUCCACAGUGGUAGGUUUGUGUGCUUGGUCAAUGGGAGAGUGUUAUAUCACAGGGACAAAGGAAAACACAAAGCAUUGUCCUCAGGAGUAUAGUAAAACAAGAGUGUGUGCAUACGGCAGACAGCUGGAUAAUGGGAUAGGAAGCUUUAAUGUUGGAUUGGAGACCUUACCUCAUAAAGGGCAGGUAACCCCUUCAAGAUGUCUAUACCAUCCUUGGUGUGCUGGAUGACAUUUCUUUCCGUAUAGUCUGAUUGGUUUAUUUCUGAGAUAUGCAUCUAUGCAGAAAGUGCAGUGCUCGUGUGUGUUUAUGUAAAUUAAGUUGACCGAUGCCAGAGGUCAUCAAAACAGUCACAUUAUUAUCGAUCCCUGAUUCUAUGUAAUGUAUUGAGACAGUGUUCUACUACAUCCACAUGGUAGCAGUCUUUGUUGGCUCCCGAUGAAGACAAAUUAUAGUUAUGGUGCUACUUCCUGAACAGUUGCCGGUCUUUAAUUUCCUAAUUUUUGGAUUUACAUGUAUUUGGGAGAUAAGAAUGGCAAGCUGGCCUGAAGUAUUAACCCUAACUUCCAAAAAGGCACAAUUGUGUUUGAAGUCUUAUUCCAUAGCUUCCUUUGGAAUAGAUCCUUCGUGUAUGUUUCAAUAGCAUUUUGUAUAAAUGCCAUAACUUUUACAUCUUCUAAAGGAUUAAAUAAAUUCAGUGUCGCAAAAGGUUUGUCUACGUGUACUGAACUCUUCAAAGUCUUCAGCCAACUUUAAAGACUUAAGGAGUUGGUUCCCCAUUGCUCUGAGUAUAUUAUUGACUGGAAAGACAAGGAAAAAUUUACAAGAACACCACUUCUAUGCGUUUAUAUUGUUCUCAUUUAUUUCUUUUUCAACAAAUAGAUCUUCACAUAAUCAUUCUUGAUCAACAGGUUAUUACAGGUCGGAAACUAAACAGUGUCUUUCUUCAGUAAAACUUUUUUUGCACAGAUGUUAUACAUUGUAAUUUGUAAGAUCGUUACAUCCCUGGCAUGUUGUAGUUACGGGUAUUCCAGAGCAUUGCUGUAUCCAAUUAAACCAAACCUCACUUUGGAUGUCAAAA